AUGGAAGAUUUCAAUUUGUUGGCUGCGGACGGAAUUGUCGUUUGUUGUUGUUGUUGUUGUCCUUGUUUGAUUUUACAGUUUAUCGUUUUCGUCUUGCUUAGACUACCUAAGAAACUGGUUAAGAAGUCUAGAAGGCUUGUUCGCAAGAGAUGCAAGAAAAAAAAUAAGAAGAAGAAUGAGAAGAAGAUUAUGGUGAUUGAAAAUGAUCGAUUUUCCGAAGAAAAGGAUGGAAUUCCCAGAAUUGCUUCAAACAGUUACAAUGACUGUGGAUGGGUUAUGCAGGAAGUUGAGAAGGUUUUAACCGAGUUCUCUCAGCAAGGAGAGUUCGCAUUUGGAAGCUUUUGGGGUCAAAGAGACGACUCAAGAAGAUUGCAACCAGAUUUGGAGAGAAUGGAAUUUACAGAGGUUGUACAAUAUUGCAAUUUGGUGGAAAUGAUAAAAUCAUUUGAACAUACAUGAUCUCUUCUUUAUUCUUAAAUAUUAGUAAUAAUUAGUAAUCAUGUAGUAUGAAAAACCAAAUUCAUAGGAAAACUCGAAAAGGAGUCUAUUUUAGUUUCUAUUCAGGGAGAUUUGGUUUAUGCUAAAA
Messenger RNA from Papaver somniferum (opium poppy), 586 nucleotides. RefSeq lists its product as uncharacterized. Lineage: Eukaryota; Viridiplantae; Streptophyta; Magnoliopsida; Ranunculales; Papaveraceae. The coding region runs from base 1 to 459 and encodes 152 amino acids. The transcript has a single exon. The record is from RefSeq and is a predicted model, not a curated record.